Molecule: messenger RNA, 966 nt
Organism: Rosa rugosa (rugosa rose)
Lineage: Eukaryota; Viridiplantae; Streptophyta; Magnoliopsida; Rosales; Rosaceae
Product: G-type lectin S-receptor-like serine/threonine-protein kinase At2g19130
Exons: 1
Coding region: 83-727 (214 amino acids)
Source: RefSeq, a predicted model, not a curated record
UUUGCUUGCAGAAGGUUUCCCAGAAAGCUACUGGUGCAUUACAUAAUCCAGCUUGUCUGGGAAGUUCUUCUGCAGCCAAUCCAUGGAUACCAAGACCAACCCAAUUAAGUUGAUGUUUUCCCUUUUCUUCUUGUGCCUAUAUCUCAAUAUCCCUAUCUCUCUCGCAGCUGGCACCAUCACUGCAAACCAAUCUAUCUCUGGUGGUGAAACCACUGUUUCAGCAGGUGGAGUUUUUAAAUUGGGUUUCUUCAAACCAGGUAAUAGUUCAAAAUUCUACAUAGGCAUAUGGUACAAGCAAGUAUCACAGCAAACCAUAGUCUGGGUGGCAAAUAGGGAACAACCGGUCUUUGAUAGAUUUUCCUCACUAUUGAAGAUCUCAGAUGGUAAUUUAGUACUCUAUAAUGAGUCCAACACUCCAAUUUGGUCUACAGAUGUGGCCUCCAACAUCACCUUAGGUAGUUCUACACGAGCAAUUCUUUUAGAUGACGGAAACCUUGUCUUAAGACCUGAGUCUGGUUCCUCCCAGCCUUUAUGGCAAAGCUUUGACCAUCCAACCCAUACUUUUCUACCAGGAAGUAAAAUUGGAUUCAACAGAGUUACCAAACAAACCCAGAUGCUUACUUCAUGGACAAAUUUAGAGGAUCCUUCACCGGGUCAAUUUUCUCUUGAGCUAGACCCAACGAGCAACUCAGAGCAAGUCCACUGGUUUGCUCUUGACUGGGCAUAGUCAAGAAAAAUCUGACUAUAUGACCUUGAGAUAGAUUAUGAUGCUUCCACCGGUGAUUUUUUGACUGGGGUGGGUUUUGCCUUUCUUGACUACAGCCAAGAAAUAAGUCACAACCAUGACUAUUUUCAUGACCGAUCAAGCCCAGAUGCCAGCUAGGCCCAGGCCUGAUCGUGGCUGACGUCAUGAGUGCAUGCAGAAGUGGACGACGCGCCUUGGGAGGGAGUGGAGCUCCAGGCAUC